Molecule: messenger RNA, 1401 nt
Organism: Didymodactylos carnosus
Lineage: Eukaryota; Metazoa; Rotifera; Eurotatoria; Philodinida; Philodinidae
Source: the annotation of a GenBank genome assembly
AUGAUAACAACCAUAAAGGCGACGGUAGUGAGAAGUUUAUUUACAGAUUGUAUUAUUGGAACGGAUUAUAUCAAGAAAUAUGAUUUGAAAGUUGAUGUAGGCGAGGAAACCGUUACAAUUUGUAAACAGAAACAAAGAACAACAAUCCCAAUGGUUAAACAAGACCAGCCCCUCUAUGUACCAUUCAGAUUAAAGCAGACUACCAAAAUACCGCCUCAACAGCACGUUACAGUUAUUGUAUCGGCGUGCGUUUCAGCAGCGAGAGUGCUCUUUAGGCCGUCAUACAAUCUAAAGCAGCAGAUUCCAAUCUUUAUGGCUAAUAAUCUGUUGCUCAUUAAGGGACACCAAGCUGAAAUCCCGAUUCACAAUCCAGCAAGCUAUCCAUGCUUUUUGAAGAAAGGUAUAAUCCUUGGAGUAUCAACAUUACCAACAACAGCGAGUAGGAAUCGAGUUGUUACUGAUCCACAAAUAGCAGCUGCAAUACCCAGUUUUGAAAGCCUUAGGUCUACAUUAUAUCGACAUAAAGAAAAUAAAAAUCAACCACCGACACCAACAUCGUUGCGAAAUCUUUGCAUUCCGGAUAAAUAUGAAAAAUUGUGUACAGGAGAAAAUUUCUUACAAAUUCAAAGAUAUGUGGUACUCGCGACAGAACACGGGCUUCGUUUGUUGUUUAAUGCUACAGAAGUCCAUGUUGAUGGCAACUUUAAAGUUGCACCAAUGUCACAGGCAGGCGGAACACCUCUUUUUAUACAAUUAUUCUCAUUUUUCGGUCUAUUCCAUAAUAAAAUAUUACCAUUAGCGUUUGUCUUUUUUAAUGGAAAAUCGAAAAAAAAAUACUCAAAAUUAUUACGUUGUCUGAAAGAUAAAGCAUUCGCGUUAAUGAUGUUAUUUGCACUCGAUAAAAUAGUCCUCGAUUUUGAAACUGGUCUAGUACCAGCGUUUCAAGACGAAUUUCCAUUACCGGGGAUAACAGGAUGUAAUUUCCAUUUCAAUCAGGCCUUAUAUCGUAAUCUUCAAAAUCUCGGUUUGCAACAAGAGUAUGUGGAUAAUGAAGCUGUUCGAAAAUAUUUUCGUAUGAUAUCAGGCAUCCCAUUUCCACCAACACAUUUAGUACAAUUGACCUAUGAUGAAGUAGUUGAUUCGACACCAUUACGCAGAGGACAUAAAAUGCAACCGUUUUAUCGUUAUUUUUCAAACAUGUGGUUAAAUGGACAGUAUGCUGUUGAAGUAUGGAAUGUUUAUGGUCAAGAUAGACGAGCAAAUAAUGAUGUUGAAUCAUGGUAUUCUAAGUUGUCACGUCUACUACAAGCACAACCGACUGUAUGGAGAUUGAUUGAAACACUUCACGCCCAAUACGUCUUAGUUCAACAUGAUACUGAACGUUUACGUGCCGGAACAUAA